ACUCCAAUAAUCGCUCCCUCGAGCUUUCUUAAUCACACUCAUCGCCAGCUGAUCUUCUUGCUUACCCGGCAAGAACCCACCCACCAUGACCCUGCCAUGACGAUGACACACGCCAUGACCGCGCUGAUUGACGAGCCACAUCCGCCUAUAAAGUCUUCGUCUUCCUCUCGCACGCUCACUGGCCUUGCUUCCUACACCAAUUGACAACCUCUCUCGAGAUCUUCAGGAGGAUCUUUAUCCAGCACACGUGCGCGGCGAAGAUGGUGGCUCCGAUCGCGGUGGCGUCGGCGGGGCUGGGGAUGCUGGCGGGCGUCGCCAUGGCCAACAGGUCCUUGUUGCAGGACGGGAAGCCCGCCGCGGCGGUGCGGUGGCCGCAGCCGCGCUGCGCGACGUGCAGCGGCACGGGCAGGGUGGAGUGCCUCUGCUCGCGGUGGUCCGACGGCGACGGCGACGGGUGCCGCACCUGCGCGGGCACGCGGAGGAUGCCCUGCCGGAGCUGCGGCGGGUCCGGGACCGGCCGCCGGGCGACCGUGCGGAUCGACGCCGCCUCCGCCACGCCGCUCCAGCCACGGUCGAGCAGGCGGUGAUCGGCUCUGCUCGCGGUCCGCCGCCGUCAGGCUAGAUUUUCUUGCUGGUCAUAGGAAGAUUUGUAAUAUAGUAGAACAGAUCAGGGAAUUGAUAGAAAUAUAGCAAGUCAAUUUGGCACUAGUAGUUUAUGUCGAUCUCUUGCUGCUGCUGCUGAUUCAAUCGAGCCUUUGGGGCCUUGUGGCGAACUGGCGAUCAGUCGACCCUGCCCGUCCAUC
Molecule: messenger RNA, 803 nt
Organism: Lolium rigidum
Lineage: Eukaryota; Viridiplantae; Streptophyta; Magnoliopsida; Poales; Poaceae
Exons: 1
Coding region: 261-587 (108 amino acids)
Source: RefSeq, a predicted model, not a curated record